AUGUUGAAAUCUACUGCAAGGCACCCUUGCCUGCAAGCCCAUGAUAGAGUCGAAAAGCUGAAAGAGAUGCUGGCAAACCUGCCACCGUCCAAUCGCGGAGACCAUGCCAAAAGAGACGCCCGUCGAUGGGUGCAGAACUCUUUCGUCUUCAAAGUGAAGCCGUUCACAAGAGUCGCCAAGGAGACACUGGAUGAGCUGCAGCGUGACGGUGUGAAUCCAGUGCGUCUCACGGAGGAGGUGACACCUCAAUGGGCGGUUCUGCCUUCGUGCAUCUUCGAAGACAUCAUCGAGAUCUUGGAGAUCGUGAUCCAGUCCAACCCGCAGCAAAAGCCCUCCUCGGAGCUUUUCCUGCAUCUGGACCCGACGCUUUUGCUCUACCUUGUGACCUUCAUUCUGGGCAACGGGCAGCAUGUGAAGAACCCCAACCUGCGCGGGAAGGCGGCAACGAUCCUGAAGGGUCUCAUCGGGAACCCCAGCUACUGCCACCUCGUCGAGAAUUCCCCGGUUCUGAUCUCCGGCAUCAUUCCCGGGUGCAUUCGCGUCUUCACGGCCGUGGAGAAGACGAAGCAGUCAUACUACGACAUCCGAAUGCAGCUGAAGUACCAGCUGCGGAUUCCCAUCAUGGAGCUUUUCGAGCGAACUCUUCCUUUGGAGGCCCACAAGAAGGCCUUAAAGAGCUUCGCCGCGGAGUUCCCGGAUGAGUUCCUCAAGUUUCUCAACAACUUGAUGAACGACGCAACCAUGCAGUUGGAGGAGGGCAUGGACACGCUGAUCGAGAUCCGCCGCCUGAAGCGCGAAGGAAAGGAGGCCUUCGAAUAG
Symbiodinium sp. CCMP2592 is the source of this 819-nucleotide messenger RNA. The record is from the annotation of a GenBank genome assembly. NCBI's taxonomy places the organism in Eukaryota, Dinophyceae, Suessiales, Symbiodiniaceae.